Molecule: messenger RNA, 2048 nt
Organism: Gymnodraco acuticeps
Lineage: Eukaryota; Metazoa; Chordata; Actinopteri; Perciformes; Bathydraconidae
Gene: armc8
Product: armadillo repeat containing 8
Exons: 7
Coding region: 421-849 (142 amino acids)
Biological process (GO): proteasome-mediated ubiquitin-dependent protein catabolic process
Cellular component (GO): GID complex
Source: RefSeq, a predicted model, not a curated record
CACGUCCAGUAAGAGACACACACACUCACGUCCAGUAAGAGACACACACACACACACACACCAGUAAGAGACACACACACACACGUCCAGUAAGACACACACACACACACACACACGAUCAGAGACGUAUUAGUACAAUGCAUUAGUGAUGGAAUAUGAGCCUUACUUAUCUACAGCACAUUUCUGGAACAUCUUACUAGUGAUAUCGUGUUGGUGUUCAAACAUGGAGAGGUACUACUUUGAUUUGAUGAAGUCUAUUUGAGAAGCGUUUUGCUCUUGGGUUACAGCACAGUAAAGGAAGCCCUGGGACAAAAGUGAGACAUUUUAAUUCUGCUGAUCCAUUUUCUUAGGUCUUUCUCUCCGGUGUUAACGACUUGUAAAAAAUACAAAUCAUACAUAAAACAGCACAUCGACCAGAUCAUGAGUUCUCACGGGAAGCAGAUCCUGCAGGCGGUGACCCUCAUCCUGGAGGCGGAGCACAGUGUGGAGGUCAAAGAGCAGACGCUGUGCAUCCUCGCCAACAUCGCAGACGGCAACACAGCCAAGGAAAUCCUCAUGACCAAUGACGACAUGCUGCAGAAAAUCAAAUACUACAUGGGGCAUUCGAAUGUAAAACUGCAGCUCGCCGCCACGUUCUGCGUCUCCAACCUGAUCUGGAACGAGGAGGACGUUCAAGCAGUGGUCAGCAGCGAUUGUUCCCCAAAAGGUCAGCACAGCUCAGGUUCUCAGGAGCGUCAGGAUAAACUGAGAGAGAUGGGCUUUGUCGACAUUCUGCACAAACUCACCCAGGCCUCGGACCCCAACCUCUGUGACAGGGCGAAGACGGCGAUGCAGCAGUACCUCGCGUGACCACAGGGGGCAGAGAUCCUCCACUGCCAGCCUCACUAACAAUCGUCGGGAGGAAACCGGCCAUCGGCUCUUUUUUUUCAGUUUUUUUUUUUUGCACAAAGACACCUUUUGUGGACCUGUGGCUGGCCUCCCCCCCCCCCCCCCCCCCCCCCCCCCCUCUCCCCCCUCCCCCACACCACCACCACCUCACUCCAGACCUCACCUCGGAGACUCUGUGGUUGUUGGGAGAUUAACGGUUAGGAGGGGUUUGCUUGUUUGUUUUCUUUCAACAAUGAAGUGAUAUUUUUCCUUUUGGGACUUUGUGAGUUUGGUUGGCGUGCGACAGCCUGUUGGACUCCUUACGAUGGAGAUGGCGCUCUCAGAGAAAUGGACUACGAGGUUUUUGAGCACGGCUGUCGGACAGCAAAGCUUCCCGGUUUUAUUUCCUUUUUAAUUAAUAUUACUAUUAAUAAUGUUUCCUUCAGGCGCCGCAAGCAAGGACACAUUUGGAAAAAUACAGACUUGCCUAUUUUGGAAUUUUGGGUGUUUUUUUUUCAUUUUUUUGUGGAUACAUACCUCGUAAAUAUAUAAAUAUAUAUAAAUAUAAACAUAAAUAUAUAUUUUUGGAUUUGUAUUUUCCCCCGUUAUGUUUUCAUUCAUGCUCUCUGAACCCUGGCAGUGAAUCCACUGCAGUCUGAUUAUGGAAAUGACUUUGAAUGUGGAUUUUUUUUUUUUGAGGUAAAUAAGGAAAGGAAAUGUGAUUCUCCUUGAAUUUCUGUUUUUGAUUUUCUCACCGUUGUGGUUCUGCGUGCACUGCCGUCCGUCACUUCUGUCCAACAUCCUUAUAGUCCCAAUGGGAAAUGUAGAUCCAGAGAGCUCACUCUGACCUGCCCGGUUACUAACUAACAGGCAUGAGUUCACACAGCCGAGAUAAGAGGGUUCAUGUGUCCUCACUGCUCGGUUUAACAAUGUCAGCCCCUCUUCUGUGUGUGUUUGUCAAAAGGGAUUUCUCUCUCUCUCCUCUGAAGUGUUUUGGAGAAGCGAGGACAGUGGAUGUAAGGCACGUCCACAGCAGCAGAAGUGCUUCAUUUCCUCAUUAUAUACUUUCCUCUCCCAUCAGGAUCUUUCUAGACUGUUGUUCCCUGACAUUUCAAUCCUUACUGAAACUCUGAUAGAAUGAAUGUUGCCAUUGAAAAUAUAUGCAGACUUGAAGAAGAAUC